Molecule: messenger RNA, 1356 nt
Organism: Fusarium venenatum
Lineage: Eukaryota; Fungi; Ascomycota; Sordariomycetes; Hypocreales; Nectriaceae
Source: RefSeq, a predicted model, not a curated record
AUGGAACCGUUAGAGUUAAAAUCCGAUCAAUGGCUAGGUAUCCACCUUGACAGUGAUACUUAUGCACCAGGCGACACCAUCACCGGUUAUGUCUACCGAGAAAGAUCUAUUUCGACCCCAGACGCCAUUAUAUCAUGCUGUCUACACGGAGGAGCCAAAGUUAUUUUCGAUCGCGAUGCAAGAGAUGUUUCACAAUUCAGCUUACUCGCAUGUCGUGGAGAGCCUGAUAUAAUUCACCGCGGGCCACUUCAUAUUCGCAAGAGAACCAGUCAGCAGUGGCCUUUUAGCCUAAAUGUCCCUACUUAUGCAGACUCGACAUUAAACACAGGAAAUACAUCUACCGCUUGCACGCCCGUGGGAGCAACAGAUCAUCAGCUACCGCCCACAUAUCAACUUUCUUUGGAUAACGUCGUUAACAUAUUUGUUGAGUACUUUGUGGUCGUGAACUUCAUGUUUGAAGGAUUUGGGACUCAGAUGAUAAAAUCUUUGCACCCCUUCAAACUGGUACAAUACUCUCCAAAUCCGCCCAUUGCAGACUUUGGAAUCAGGGUAUGCCGAUAUCCAAAAAGCAUGACCAGCACCCGUUUGAUCCCCGGAAUGCAAGAAGGAAGAUCAUCGUUGCUUGGCUGGACGAAAAGGUCAUUGAGUCGACUCGAUGAUCCAACAUUCACGUAUGAACUGAUAUUUGGGUUUCCUACCAAGAUUCAGAUGGAUAACCCGACACCAAUACCAUUGCAGCUUGUUGUUAUUCCCAAUUGGGAAACGACCAGUGAGAUCAUACAGAAUGUGCCGCAGCAAUUCAAAUUACUCUCUAUGAAAGUUCUACUGGUCACAUGCACCAAGGUCAUGACCAAAUCGGGCAGAGAGAAGUGCUAUACAAGACCCGUCGACCUUUGUAUUUCAAAAGCUUUAGACCGGUUACAGAAAGAAGUACUGAUCCCCUGUGACAGUGACUGGGAUCCAAUUGAUAUCGGAGAAAUGACAAAUCUUCGUGUUGGAUUAAGACAAUUUGGGUUCCACACUAUGUCGACUGGUGAGAAGUGUACGCCGUCGUUUCGGACGUACAACAUGACUGUAACUCACAGGCUACAGUGGAAAAUAGAGGCCAAAGUCGCAGGCCAAACAGUCACCAUUGAGGGACAGGCAAAUGUGCUUGUGCUGAGGUCUAGUGACGAACGGGAGCAUAGUACACAGGGCCAAGAUGCCUAUGAGAUAGGCAGGAGUUUGGACAUGGGGGUUGGAUCAUCUGAAGUUGAGGAAGAUGAGUCGUGGAUAAGACCACCACCAGAAAAUGAUGCACCACCAUCGUUUGCCGAUGCAACUGUUAUGGAUAGGAUCAUAGAAACAAGGCGCUAA